CCACGCCAUUCAUAGCCCAUGCCUCUUUAACAUUCAAGUCCUCACUGGUUGCUGUCACUCCACCAAACCCUUUUUUAUGCGUGGCUAGCUCGAACCCUCUUCCACCAUCACCUACAAGAGAGAAGCCUGCCUUUCCCCUCUCCCUAAACGAAUUAAUGGUCACCACCCCACCCCCCUGGUCCAAAUCCCUUAACCUCUUCCCUGCACCCCCCACCUUGACAUGUUGAAUGAUCAAAGGCCUCAAACAGGAGAAGAAGUAGACACCGCCGCCGCCGACGAGACCGAAUUCCGCGACAUCCACGAGCUACCUCCGUCCUCCGAGCCCUCGUCGAGCCGCGGUCGGAGGAGGGAGUCGUGGGAGGCCAGCAGCCACCGCUGGUCGACGCUCUCCGUGGGGAGCGACGUCCCCAGCGAGCACCUCUCGACUAUGAGCAGAGAGUUCAACGCCAUGGUCGUCGCCGGAUCCACCAUGCAGAACGACAGCAACGCCAGCAACGGCAACCACGACGGGCUGAACCUUGCGAGGAUCGGAGAGGAGGAGCUUGAGGAGACGAACCCGCUCGCGAUCGUCCCGGACAACAAUCCCAUCCCCUCGCCCACUCAUGCACCGCCGGCUGACUCCCCGGCCCCUGUGGAGGAGCUCUCGGUGCAGCAGGUGAAGAAGGAGGAGGUCGAGUCCAAGAUAUCGGCAUGGCAGACCUCCGAGAUCGCCAAAAUCAGCAACCGGCUCAAGCGGGAGGACAUGAUCAUCAAUGGAUGGGAAAGCGAGCAGAUCGAGAAGGCGACGGCGUGGUUGAAGAAAGUAGAGAGGAAACUGGAUGAAAAGAGAGCAAAGGCAAUUGAGAAGAUGCAGAACGAUUUGGCGAGAGCGCACCGGAAGGCGGAAGAGAAGAGGGCGUCGUCGGAGGCAAAGAGGGGGACGAAGGUGGCGAAAGUUUUGGAUUUGGCUAAUUUGAUGAGGGCUGUGGGUAGAGCUCCUUCCAAGCGCUCCUUAUUUUAGCCAUGCUUAAUUUGCUCUCUCUCCCUAUGUGGCAUGGAAUGCUUUAUUAUAUAUUUCAAAUAUAUAUAUAUGUAUAUGUAUAUAUACUUUUGUGUUUGAAGAGCUGUAAGCUAAACAGGCCUUGAAAGCUUAAUUUCAGUCAUAGAGUGCUUGCUAGUUGAAAAGAGACAGAAUUGUGAGGCUGAAAGCUAUGUUUGCUGUAAAUUAAGUAUGUGUGUUUCAUAAAUCAAUGUGAUGAUUGGCAUUUUUCUUUGUAUC
Messenger RNA from Phoenix dactylifera (date palm), 1258 nucleotides. RefSeq names its product remorin 4.1-like. NCBI's taxonomy places the organism in Eukaryota, Viridiplantae, Streptophyta, Magnoliopsida, Arecales, Arecaceae. The record is from RefSeq and is a predicted model, not a curated record.